Molecule: messenger RNA, 8248 nt
Organism: Piliocolobus tephrosceles (Ugandan red Colobus)
Lineage: Eukaryota; Metazoa; Chordata; Mammalia; Primates; Cercopithecidae
Product: adenomatous polyposis coli protein 2
Exons: 1
Coding region: 370-5265 (1631 amino acids)
Biological process (GO): Wnt signaling pathway; pattern specification process; negative regulation of canonical Wnt signaling pathway
Cellular component (GO): cytoplasmic microtubule; catenin complex; beta-catenin destruction complex
Molecular function (GO): microtubule binding; beta-catenin binding; gamma-catenin binding
Source: RefSeq, a predicted model, not a curated record
UUUUUUAACUCCAUCUCAAAAAAAUAAAACUAAAAAAAUUUACUUUUAGUCUGUCUCAUGCAAUCUUUGGGACAUAUACCAAAAAUUAGUCUUUCCGAGAUCCAAACCUAACCAGAUGGGUUCGCUUUUACCUGCCACAUCUGGCCUCCCCACUCUCGGGUGAGCAGGGGAGGGUGCGGGGUGGCCCAGGCUAACCCGCCCUGUGCCCACAGGCAGGUGCUCCGGGAUCACAACUGCCUGCAGACGCUGUUGCAGCAUCUGACCUCGCACAGCCUGACCAUCGUGAGCAACGCAUGCGGCACACUCUGGAACCUAUCGGCCCGCAGCGCGCGAGACCAGGAGCUGCUGUGGGACCUGGGCGCCGUGGGCAUGCUACGCAAUCUGGUGCACUCCAAACACAAGAUGAUCGCCAUGGGCAGCGCCGCCGCCCUGCGCAACCUGCUGGCCCAUCGACCUGCCAAGCACCAGGCGGCCGCCACCGCCGUGUCCCCAGGUAGCUGCGUGCCCAGCCUGUACGUGCGCAAGCAGCGGGCGCUGGAGGCCGAGCUGGACGCACGGCACCUGGCGCAGGCGCUGGAGCACCUGGAGAAGCACCGCCCGCCGGCAGCCGAGGCCACCACCAAGAAGCCGCUGCCGCCCCUGCGACACCUGGACGGCCUGGCCCAAGACUAUGCUUCCGAUUCUGGCUGCUUUGACGACGACGAUGCACCAUCAUCCCUGGCCGCGGCCGCGGCCACCGGGGAGCCAGCCAGCCCUGCCGCGUUGUCCCUCUUCCUGGGCAGCCCCUUCCUGCAGGGGCAGGCGCUGGCCCGCACCCCGCCCACCCGCCGAGGCGGCAAGGAGGCAGAGAAGGACGCCAGUGGGGAGGCUGCCGUGGCGGCCAAGGCCAAGGCCAAGCUGGCGCUUGCAGUGGCGCGCAUCGACCAGCUGGUGGAGGACAUCUCCGCCCUGCAUACCUCGUCCGACGACAGCUUCAGCCUCAGCUCUGGAGACCCAGGGCAGGAGGCGCCACGGGAGGGCCGCGCCCAGUCGUGCUCCCCAUGCCGCGGCCCGGACGCCCGGCGGCCAGAGGCAGGAAGCCGGGCGCACCCGCUGCUGCGGCUCAAGGCGGCCCACGCCAGCCUCUCCAACGACAGCCUCAACAGUGGCAGUGCCAGCGACGGGUACUGCCCACGCGAACACAUGCUGCCCUGCCCGCUGGCCGCACUGGCUUCGCGCCGCGAGGACCCCAGGUGUGGGCAGCCUCGGCCCAGCCGGCUUGACCUUGACCUGCCGGGCAGCCAGGCCGAGCCGCCGGCCCGUGAAGCCACAUCCGCCGAUGCCCGCGUGCGUACCAUCAAGCUGUCACCCACCUACCAGCACGUGCCACUGCUCGAGGGUGCCUCAAGGGCGGGUGCGGAGCCCCUCGCGGGGCCUGGAACCUCUCCAGGGGCCCGGAAGCAGGCCUGGCUGCCGGCAGACCACCUGAGCAAAGUUCCUGAGAAGCUGGCAGCCGCCCCGCUGUCCGUGGCCAGCAAGACACUGCAGAAGCUGGUGGCGCAGGAGGGGCCGCUCUCCUUGUCCCGAUGCAGCUCCCUUUCCUCACUGUCCUCUGCCGGCCGCCCAGGCCCCAGCGAGGGCGGUGACCUGGAUGACACUGACUCCUCUCUGGAGGGGCUGGAGGAGGCGGGCCCCGGCGAGGCUGAGCUGGACAGCGUGUGGCGGGCACCCGGGGCCACCUCGCUGCCCGUAGCCAUUCCGGCUCCCCGGCGCAACCGAGGCCGGGGCCUGGGGGUGGAGGACGCCACUCCCUCCAGCUCCUCAGAGAACUACGUGCAGGAGACACCGCUGGUGCUGAGCCGCUGCAGCUCUGUGAGCUCGCUGGGUAGCUUCGAAAGCCCGUCCAUUGCCAGCUCCAUCCCCAGUGACCCUUGCAGCGGGCAGGGCAGCGGCACCAUCAGCCCUAGCGAACUGCCCGACAGCCCCGGGCAGACCAUGCCUCCUAGCCGGAGCAAGACGCCGCCGCUACCGCCCGCGCCGCAGGGUCCCCCCGAGGCCAGCCAGUUCAGCCUGCAGUGGGAGAGCUACGUGAAGCGCUUCCUGGACAUUGCAGACUGCCGAGAGCGCUGCCUGCUGCCGUCUGAGCUGGACGCAGGCAGCGUGCGCUUCACCGUGGAGAAGCCGGAUGAGAACUUCUCGUGCGCCUCCAGCCUCAGCGCGCUGGCCUUGCACGAGCACUACGUGCAGCAGGACGUGGAGCUGCGGCUGCUGCCCUCGGCUUGCCCAGAGCGCGGCGGGGGCGCAGGGGGCGCCAGCCUCCACUUUGCAGGGCACCGGCGGCGGGAGGAGGGGCCGGCGCCCACGGGUUCUCGCCCCCGCGGUGCCGCGGACCAAGAGUUGGAGCUGCUGCGGGAGUGCCUGGGGGCCGCCGUGCCUGCCAGGCUGCGCAAGGUGGCCUCGGCGCUGGUGCCAGGUCGCCGCGCGCUCCCCGUACCCGUCUACAUGUUGGUGCCCGCCCCUGCCCCGGCCCAGGAGGACGACUCCUGCACCGACUCCGCGGAGGGCACGCCAGUCAACUUCUCCAGCGCCGCCUCCCUCAGCGACGAGACACUGCAGGGACCCCCCAGGGACCAGCCCGGGGGACCAGCGGGCAGGCAAAGACCCACCAGCCGCCCCACCUCUGCCAGGCAGGCCGUGGGGCACCGGCACAAAGCGGGAGGCGCCGGCCGCAGCGCAGAGCAGGCUCGGGGCACCGGCAAGAACCGAGCAGGGCUGGAGCUGCCUCUGGGCCGGCCCCCGAGCGCCCCCGCAGACAAGGACGACUCGAAGUCCGGCCGGACCCGUGGGGACGGGGCGCUCCAGUCGCUGUGCCUCACAACGCCCACCGAGGAGGCCGUGUACUGCUUCUACGGCAACGACUCGGACGAGGAGCCCCCGGCAGCUGCGCCCACGCCCACCCACCGCCGCACAUCGGCCAUCCCCCGCGCUCUUACCCGCGAGCGCCUGCAGGGCCGGAAGGAGGUCCCUGCCCCGUCCAAGGCCGCACCAUCCGCCCCGCCGCCCGCCAGGGCCCAGCCCAGCCUCAUUGCUGACGAGACCCCGCCGUGCUACUCCCUGAGCUCCUCCGCCAGCUCCCUCAGCGAGCCCGAGCCCCCGGAGCCGCCCUCCGUCAGUCCACGAGGCCGGGAGCCCGCGGUCACCAAGGACCCGGGCCCGGGAGGCGGACGCGACAGCUCGCCCAGCCCGCGGGCCGCGGAGGAGCUUCUGCAGCGGUGCAUCAGCUCGGCCCUGCCCAGGCGCCGGCCCCCUGUGUCCGGCCUGCGGCGCCGCAAGCCCCGAGCCACCCGGCUGGAUGAGCGGCCUGCGGAGGGGUCCCGGGAGCACGGCGAGGAGGCAGCGGGCUCGGACCGGGCCUCUGACCUGGACAGCGUGGAGUGGCGCGCCAUCCAGGAGGGCGCCAACUCCAUCGUCACGUGGCUGCACCAGGCAGCAGCUGCCACGCGCGAGGCCUCGUCCGAGUCCGACUCCAUCCUGUCCUUUGUAUCCGGGCUAUCGGUGGGGUCUACCUUACAGCCCCCCAAACACAGGAAGGGACGACAGGCGGGGGGCGAAAUGGGCAGUGCCCGGCGGCCAGAGAAACGGGGCGCAGCCUCAGCCAAGACCAGCGGGAGCCCCCGUUCCCCUGCAGGCCCAGAGAAGCCACGUGGCACACAGAAGACCACACCCGGGGUGCCAGCUGUGCUCCGGGGACGAACAGUGAUCUAUGUGCCCAGCCCGACACCUCGUGCCCAGCCCAAAGGGACCCCCGGCCCCCGCGUCACACCGCGGAAGGUGGCACCCCCUUGCCUGGCACAGUCCGCAGCUCCAGCCAAAGUCCCCAGCCCAGGACAGCAGCGGUCGCGGAGCCUACACCGGCCUGGCAAGACCUCGGAGCUGGCGACGCUGAGCCAGCCCCCCAGGAGCGCUACACCGCCCGCCCGCCUCGCCAAGACCCCCCCCUCCGGCUCCUCCCAGACCUCGCCCGCCUCCCAGCCCCUGCCCAGAAAGCGCCCCCUGGUCACCCAGGCUGCAGGGCCCCUGCCUGGCCCCGGGGCCUCCGCAGUGCCCAAGACGCCGGCGCGCACCCUUCUGGCGAAGCAGCACAAGACGCAGAGGUCGCCCGUGCGGAUCCCGUUCAUGCAGAAGCCCGCCCGGCGGGGGCCGCCCCCGCUGGCUCGGGCAGUCCCGGAGCCGGGCCCCAGGGGCCGGGCGGGGACCGAGGCUGGCCCGGGGGCGCGCGGUGGCCGCCUGGGCCUGGUGCGCGUGGCCUCGGCCCUCUCCAGCGGCAGCGAGUCCUCCGACCGCUCAGGCUUCCGGCGACAGCUGACCUUCAUCAAGGAGUCACCCGGCUUGCGGCGCCGCCGCUCCGAGCUAUCCUCGGCCGAGUCCGCGGCCUCUGCCCCCCAGGGCACCUCGCCCCGCCGCGGCCGGCCCGCGCUGCCCGCGGUCUUCCUCUGCUCCUCGCGCUGCGAAGAGCUCCGAGCGGCACCCCGGCAGGCCCCGGCCCGGCAGCGGCCCCCCGCGGCCCGACCCGGCCCGGGCGAGCGCCCCGCUCGGCGCACCAGCUCAGAGAGCCCGUCCCGCCUGCCCGUGCGCGCGCCUGCCGCGCGGCCCGAGACGGUCAAGCGCUACGCGUCGCUGCCGCACAUCAGCGUGGCCCGCAGACCCGACGGCGCCGUCCCCGCUGCCCCAGCCCCAGCCGACGCCGCGCGCCGCAGCAGCGACGGGGAGCCCCGGUCGCUCCCCAGGGUGGCUGCGCCGGGCACGACGUGGCGGCGCAUCCGAGACGAGGACGUGCCCCACAUCCUGCGCAGCACGCUGCCCGCCACGGCCCUGCCACUGCGGGGCUCCACGCCCGAGGACGCCCCGGCCGGGCCCCCGCCGCGCAAGACCAGCGACGCCGUGGUCCAGACCGAGGAGGUCGCCGCCCCCAAGACCAACUCCAGCACGUCCCCGAGCCUGGAGAGCAGGGAGCCCCCCGGGGCCCCCGCUGGCGGCCAGCUCUCCCUCCUUGGCAGCGACGUGGACGGGCCCAGCCUCACCAAGGCUCCCAUCUCCGCACCCUUCGUGCACGAGGGCCUGGGGGUCGCCGUGGGGGGCUUCCCCGCCAGCCGGCACGGCUCCCCCAGCCGCUCGGCCCGAGUACCCCCCUUCAACUAUGUGCCCAGCCCCAUGGUGGUCGCAGCCACCACCGACUCGGCCGCGGAGAAAGCCCCGGCCACCUCCUCCACCACCCUCCUGGAAUAGUGGCCUAGGCCGGCCUUCUGGAACGUUCUCUCCCGGCCCUGCGGCCGGGUCUGGCUGCCCCAUGGGCCUGCGCUGUAGAUGUUCCCCGUAGGUCGCCCCAGGGCCUCUGCCCACCCGAGCCCCACCACCCUCAGAGCCCCCGCCCAGUGCACUGCGGCCUUGCGCCUCACCGGAAGACCUUGCCUCUGUAUCGCGGGGGUCCAGGAGGAAACGGGGCGGCCGCUGGGCCUCAAGUCCCGGCCGUGGAGCGCUGGUAAGGGCGCCCGGGCCCAGCCCUGAGCGCGCGGCCCUUCCCCUGUCGGGAGCCGCUGCCUGACCCCGGGCGAGGGAGGCGGCAGCCUUCGGGUCCGGGUCUGGGUCCGCUGCUUCGCAGGGGCAGCGCUGGCGCCCGCCGCAGGUGGGGCGAGGCUCGGGGAGGGCUGCGCCACGGCGGGCCUGUCAGCUGGGGGCCUCCGCGGCGCGCAGGGGCGAAGCCUGUAAUCACGGCAGCCGCGGGUAAUUCGCUAAUGAGGGCUUUGCAGGGUUUGUUUUCAUUCUCAGCCCCAGCUGUGGGAGUGCGAGGUGGGGGUGUGGCCGAUCCCCGGCAGGAAGCCCCGCCCAGACGGUGUUCAGGGAACCCGGAGCCCAAGCGCUCCGGCGGAGCCCAAAAGGGUGGGAGGGGCAGGGGCCAACGGAUCCCCCUGCCUGCUGCACCCCUUGGCGGAAGCCUGGAAGGCAGCGGGCUGCGCACGAUGGGACCCUGGUGCAGACGCCGGGCCGGCUGACAUUUGGACCCCAGCCCAGAGAUGCUGGCUACCAGCUGGGGCGACGCCAAGGGUCGCUGGAGUCAGGAUCGGCCCGGCCCAGCCGUGGCAGGCGAGGUCAAUGGAAAGAAGACUGAGGGGAGUCCCAGCAGUGAGCCCGAGGCCCUGGGACCUGCGCAGGCCUCUCCCCAGCGAGCCGGCACCUUACGGAGACCAUCACAUGUGGGCGUGGUCAGUGCCCAGGACUGCACUGCUGCUGAUCUUGUCCCUUUUCAAUUCCCUUCUGGUUCAUGAUGCAUAAAGUGCUAGACCCUAGGACUCCAGAGGCAGCACAGCUGGGGCAGGGACAGCGGGGACCCAGCCUUGCCUUCCACUCGGGGCUCUGGGACAAGGCCGGAGGUCCGGGGGCCUUCCAGCAGGCGAACGCAGGGCUGGGGAGUACUUAGUGCCAGAUGAGGUGAAAGCUGACAGAGGGGCCUGGGGGGCUUGGCUGCCUCAUCCCCUGGCCGGGAAGGAUGGGAGCUGGGUCUCCUGCGUGGGGUGGGACUCGCAGGGGCCGGGGCUCUGGGACGGGGGCAACGCCUCACCCUGCAGAGGGAGCCGACGACCUCUUUUCUGCAGAAUCCCAGCUCGGGCAGGUGCUGCCUUCACACACGAAUCUGCCCAGGCCGACGGCACACACUGCCCAACGUGCCUUCUCUGGGAGGAGAGAAGUGGGGUUUGAGGGUUGGGUGGGUGGAGCUCAGAAAGAAACCCCAGCCCCAUCACGGAUACCACCAUCCCUCCCGUCCUGACCCCCGCGUGUGCAAGGCCAGCCUUUCUGGCAGAAGGAGCUGUCCUCAACUCAGGGUCACUGUGAGAGAAGCUGACCCCAGCCCCCACCCCCAGUUAACGCUGCUGCUUCUCUGAAUGCAUGUCAUGUUGCACCCCAUGCUCUGGACCCGCGCCCUGCAGGAUAAGGAGCUCCGGGCAGGACGUCUCUAAGCCACCAAGGCGCACCACCCAGCAGGUGCUGGAGGUGCCCAAUGCUCCCUCCUAGGACCUCGCAGCCAGGCGAGGCUGUCAGGUUGUUUUGCGGGAAGAGGGGUUCAUGGGUGGCUGAGCAGAGAGUGGGGAGAAUGCAGACUGAGUGGGGCGACCUCCUGCCUGCCAGGAGCCCCCUUUCAGGACCCAGCGGGGAUCUCACACUUGCUGUCCCCAUCCAUGGCCUGAGGGGGAGCCUGGUGGUCUCUUCCGAGCUUUUGGACUUGGGGAUGCCAAACACGUGCUCACCCUCAUGCUCGCCCUGGCCAGCUGCACCUCUAAUCGUCAAGGGGUAGGGCGCAGCCACUAGGUCGCUGGUGACAGGGCCAGGGUUGUGCAGGAAGGAGGUGCAGCACUGCCUUCCACACACGGUAAGUCUCUGGGCGGCGCUCUCCCGGCUCCCUGCCUCUGUUUCCCCAUGUGGGCCGUGGGGAACUCCCAGAGCCACCUCUGGGGGGAGCAUGGUGGCAGCGAUGAUGGGGAGACACCUGGUGCUGCUCACAGAACUUGGGUCUGGCCGGCCCCUACCUCUGUCUGUGCCGCCUUGCCUGGCAGCAGGGAGUGCAACCUGGCCACCGGCCCCACCCCCCACCCUAAGUCCUGAGCUCACUUUCGCCUUCUCCAUCCCCUGCCGCGGGGGCCACAACCACACCUCACUGCCCAGUCCAGCUGUCUCCAGGAGGGGACAGGCAGUUGGUGGCCUCUGGACAAUCGACUCAAGGUACGCCCACCGCAAGGCCUCCCCCCAGCGCAGCCCCUGCCUGGCCACCAGCCUCGCUGCACCAGGGCGACAAGGUGUCGUCUGCCCUGACACUCCAGGGCCAGAGUCCUAAGGAACUGAGGGUCUGAGGACGCAGGGAGGGUGGAAGUGUCCUGAGGCUGAUGGACAGUGACCGCCACUGGUCCCCAACACCACCACACGUGGGUGCUGAACUCGGGCUGCCGUGCCCACUGGCGUGGUCCUCCCGAGCUCUGACAGCAUUACCUCACCCCGCCCCAUCUGUUGCCCCGGUCCAGCCCUGACGACGCACGCCUGGUCUGUCUCGGAUUCCCCCAGCUGCCACCCCACGUUUCUGUACCGGGUCUCGAGUGUUAAACGAAUGUGUAAAUAGUAACAGCCUGUCCUCCCCUAAACGUAAAGCCAUCCGUCCGGCGUAAGGGCACCGUCAGCUGUCCGACUCCCGCGCACAUUUAAUAAACUGAGCUGUUGAAUUGCC